UUUAUGGUGUCAGGUUUCCGCCAAAACCCGUGCAAGCGUAGCCAAAACCCGUGCACGCGUAUUGUGCACAUCGCGCGUGCGAACGGGACUCGCGCGUGGAGGUUAGAACCUCAUGAGUGAAAAUAUACAUGGCGAGGAGGUCAUUUGUACACUGAGAGGGAGCAAACUGUGUCUGUGAGUGCACAAGGAUGUGCACAAGUGACAAACCUGCGUGCGCUCGUUGGCCAACGAGCACACGGCAGAGGAAAACAUGCGCGCGGCAGCCUCACUGCGCGCUCGGUGCGGCAGCCUCACUGCACGUGUGGCAGCCUUUCUGUGCGCUCGGUUUCUGAUUCUGCUCGCUCGGCUGUUGGGAGUUUUGGCACUCUGGAGGCGUGGAAGAAUUAAAGUGCCAGAAACUGAGCAGUUGAACUUUCAAUUUGAGAGCAGAAUUUCAUAUCAAGAGACCAUCUUUUUAAUUUCAGAAUACUAUUUUAUAUUAUUGCUCUCAAAACUUGUAAUGCUUGCGCUCAAAAUGUCUGCUCUCUUUCAAAUUCACUCUGUUCUCCUUCAAAUCUUUGUUUUUGCGCUCAGAUUUAACCUUCUUACACUGGUAUUGUCUUCUCAUGUGACAACUUUUUCUCUACACGGAUCAAAACUCCUCCCACAAGUCUGUCCCCUGCUCUCACGGAUCUUGUCUGCUCUCGCUCAAAACUUAGAAGUACAAUCUCCUAGCAACCGCUCAGCCAAUAGAAAGACUUGUGGGACUGGGCGGGAACAAACCUCUUUGGGGUGCGCUCGUUUUGAUGCUCUGUGGAUUUUCCUGUGUGGCUGCCGCAUCUGCGCACUAACAGCCUGGCUAAUACCCGCUCUGAUCUGGAGCGAGAGUUUCACCUGCACCAGCAAAAUGGACCAGAACCAACAAGACGCUCAAACUGGUUCCAUCCGAGAAGUUACGAGAAACCUUAUGGAUUUACUGAAUGCUCAUCUACAAGCAGAGGGCCCGCAACAAACACCAACUGUGCCACAGCGCACAACACCAGCGACAACACCUUAACAGACUAUCCCUCGGUCUACAGUUCAUCAAGAAAUGUCAAGGAUUUCCAAGAGCCAGACAUCGACUGGGAUGUUGCUGCAGAGUACAGCCCAGAUGUGGACGGUGCUGCUGUGGUCCCGGAGUUCGACAGUCCCCUCACUGAAGAGCAGCAUGCUGAACUGCAUCCAUGCUUUCGUUCUUUUUUAAACACAGAAACAGUUUUGUUUACCUGUUAGUAGCUACAGUUUCGCCGACGGCUGCCGGCUUCUUCAGGCUGACGCUGUUGGUGGCGCGUCACUUCCUUCUCCGUUUAUCUGCGGGCAGCAGAGACAACUGCCCGCAGAUAAACGGAGAAGGAAGUGACGCGCCACCAACAGCGUCAGCCUGAAGAAGCCGGCAGCCGUCGGCGAAACUGUAGCUACUAACAGGUAAACAAAACUGUUUCUGUGUUUAAAAAAGAACGAAAGCAUGGAUUUAGAAAGACACAGCAAGAACACACCUAAGAUGCUGAACUGCAGUUGCUACUGGCACAAAAUUGGGAGCGUUCAAACACUAAGGAACUUUAUCUAUUGUGCAGAGAAUAUGUUAAUGCUGCUUUGUCAGAUUAAUGUGUACUUGAAAUAAAAAAUCAAGAGAUCA
This is a messenger RNA of Nothobranchius furzeri (turquoise killifish), 1654 nucleotides long. Lineage: Eukaryota; Metazoa; Chordata; Actinopteri; Cyprinodontiformes; Nothobranchiidae. The record is from RefSeq and is a predicted model, not a curated record.